Messenger RNA from Cyphomyrmex costatus, 4418 nucleotides. Its product is annotated as ATPase family AAA domain-containing protein 2. Gene Ontology annotation, biological process: nucleosome disassembly; nucleosome assembly; transcription initiation-coupled chromatin remodeling. The record is from RefSeq and is a predicted model, not a curated record. Gene Ontology annotation, cellular component: nucleus. The transcript has 16 exons. Gene Ontology annotation, molecular function: chromatin binding; ATP binding; histone binding. The coding region runs from base 65 to 3865 and encodes 1266 amino acids. NCBI's taxonomy places the organism in Eukaryota, Metazoa, Arthropoda, Insecta, Hymenoptera, Formicidae.
CGCAUAUGACGGACAUUCGCGAUUUUAACGUUUUUCUCACCUAUCGGCAACAAGAAUUGGCCAGAUGAAGAUAAUGUUAGAUGAUGACGCUGCAUUGGAUUCAAUGGAUACCGAGGAAGAGAUAUUUUCUCCUCGCAACCAUAGCUUGGACUCGAAUGUCAGGCGGCCUAAGAGCCUGCGCAAGCUGAGGUCACAUUCUGGUUCUAAUUCCCACAUAACUAGAAACAAUCUAAGUGUACGUCGCAGUACACGUAAUAGAAUGCAGACUUAUGACAAUCUUAAUACAAGCUGGAUUCUAGGAACACAAACUUUAAAAGGAUAUCCGAUGUUUCAACAACAUCCCUCUUCCUCGGAUAAAGAGAUGGUAGAUGAUGUCCCUGGUAGAAAACGCGAUGUUCGAGACCGUAUGCCCUUAAAAUCACGUGAAAAUCAUCCACCUAAUAAAACUCCAACAAGACAUCUUAGGGAUAGAACAGAACAUGAUCGACAAAACAGUAGGGAACUACGAACUAGAGUUGAUCGUGAGAUCAAAGAAAGAACUGAACCAGAAAAGGAUAGCGAACAAACAAAACCAGCAAAUGAGGAGAAAGACACUAGAACAAGAAAGUCUGAUAGCCCAAACAGAUUUAGAGAAGGUCCUGUAACCAGAUUAUGUGGAAAUGUAGUUGAAAAAACUGAAAAGCCCAAAGUAGAGCAAGAGGAGGCAGAUGAUGUUAGCUCACACGAAAGUGAAAAACCAGAUAACAAUGACAAUUCUGAAAAUGAAGACGGAUUUGAGGAUAUGUAUACGCGCAUUAAGAGGACAAGACGUACGACUCAACGACAACUGCCAAGAGUGGUGGAUAGUGAUUUAAGCGAAUCUUCGGAUUCUCCUGGGCCUAGGAAGUAUAGUUUACGUCAAAAAAAGCCUACUGUAGAUAGGUUUCAAGCUAAUGUAGAACCAGUUAGGCGUUCUAUUAGAGCCCUUAGAAGUGUCCUCAGCAAUUCGAUGAGAAGAAGGAAGCAUAGAAGUAAGAGUACAAGUUCUGCUGAUUCCAGUGACUCUGAGCCUCAGCGUUAUGACAAAAAGAAAGUAAAAAAAGCAAGACAAUCGGCUAUACCACAAGGCGGUCCACCAGAUCGAAAAGCUGACAUAAAUCCCAUCACUUUAGACACUAACAUUAGAUUUAAUGACGUCGGAGGUCUGGAAACCCACAUUCACUGCCUUAAGGAGAUGGUCAUCUUUCCUAUGAUGUAUCCAGACGUUUUUGAGAGAUAUGAUGUUACCCCACCGAAGGGUGUAUUGUUCCAUGGUCCGCCAGGGACUGGAAAGACAUUAAUAGCUAGAGCACUAGCAAAUGAAUGCAGUCAAGGCAAUAAGAAGAUGGCAUUUUUCAUGAGGAAAGGAGCAGACUGUCUAUCAAAGUGGGUUGGGGAAUCAGAACGACAAUUGAGAUUAUUAUUUGAACAGGCUCAACAAAUGAAACCGUCCAUAAUAUUUUUUGACGAAAUAGAUGGUCUGGCACCUGUUAGAAGUACCAAGCAGGAUCAGAUACAUGCUAGUAUCGUAUCCACGCUCUUAGCACUUAUGGAUGGUCUCAGUGAUAGGGGACAGGUUAUAGUUAUCGGUGCAACGAACAGAAUUGAUGCAAUCGAUCCAGCUCUGCGAAGACCCGGCCGUUUUGAUCGCGAACUCUUCUUUCCCUUACCGGCUAUGAAAGAAAGAUUAGAAAUUUUGAAAAUUCAUGUUAGUAAAUGGAAAAAUCCACCAUCUGAUCAAUUAUUGGAGAUACUGGCGGAAAAAGCAACUGGUUAUUGCGGCUCAGAUUUGAGAGCUUUGUGUACUGAGGCAGUACUGCAGGGGCUAAGGAGAACUUAUCCACAAAUUUAUAUGACAAAUGAUAGACUAUUGCUAGAUCCAGAGAGAGUUGAAGUAAAGAAACGUGACUUUAUGCAAGCAAAUGCUAUGCUUAUUCCAUCAUCACAUAGAGUAGCUCCAUGUGCAGGAAGAAAAUUGCAACCUUUUAUGGAACCGCUAUUAGCACCUCCAUUAAAAGAAUUACUUAAUUUAAUAAGAGGAAUAUUUCCUCAAGGUGUAAAUCCUGCAAUGGCAAAAAUGAGAAAUGCCAAGGGUAUCCAUCGCCCAAGAUUAUUGAUCUCAGGUGGUAGUCUAUCCGAGGGUCAGGGACCUCAUUUAGCUCAAGCAUUACUAUAUUGUAUGGAACAUUUGCCAGUUCAGAUUUUAGAUGUCAGCACAUUGUUUGCAGAAAGUGCUCGAUCGCCGGAAGAAACUUGCGUGCAGGUAUUUAAUGAAGCUGUUAGGAACGUACCGUCCAUUAUUUACAUUCGGUCGAUUAAUCAGUGGUGGCCUCUCGUGCCAGAAACAGUGAAAGCAGUUUUCCUGUGCCGUAUCGCAGCAUUGGAUCCUUCAUUACCAAUUUUAAUUCUCGCAACGAGUGAUGCAACGUAUCAAGAUCUCCCCAAUCAACUAAAAAGCUUGUUUAGUGAAUUACGUGGAGAGGUGUAUUCCAUGAAGACUCCUACUACUGAACAAAGAAAAAAAUUUUUCCGGCCCAUUUUUGUUAUUCAGAGUCUAAGACAGCCACAGAUCAAAAGCAACAAAAUAGAGGUUUUAGAAACACUGCCAUUAGCGCCAGAUCCAUUGCCAAAGAAACUAACGGAAGAGGAGAAGCAGAUCAUGUACGAGAAAGAUGAAAUAUCUCUGAGAGAAUUACGAAUUUUCUUGAGAGAAAUAUGCGCUAAAUUAGCGAGAAAUCGACAAUUUUUCAUGUUCACGAAACCGGUGGACACGGAAGAAGUGCCGGAUUACAAUCUAAUAAUAAAACAGCCUAUGGAUUUGGAAACAAUGAUGACCAAGAUUGACAUGAACUGCUAUCUAUGCGCCCGCGAAUUUCUUGACGAUAUUGAUCUCAUAUGUAGAAAUGCUCUAGAAUAUAACCCAGACAGGGACCCUGCGGAUAAAUUAAUAAGACAUCGAGCGUGUUCUUUGCGUGAUAACGCUUAUGCUUUAAUAAAAGCUGAAUUGGACUCUGAUUUCGAGGACAAGUGUCGCGAAAUUUCGAAGACUCGUCGAAUUUUAGAAAGCAAUUGUGAUAAUGAAAGAAACAAGAAUUCCAAGCUGGAAUCUAGUUCCACAAAUGAGCGAACGGAAAAGAAGGAGUCUAUAAAUUCUAGUCAUUCUCUCGUUGUGAAUGGAAAGAAAUUUGGUAGUUCGAGGAAGCGUAAAAUACCCGCUUGGGCUCGCGGUUACGUAAAGAAGGUCCAUAAGAAGAGGAAAAUCGCUUUCGGUGAGAACGCUACUGAAACAGUUGCGAAUAAAUCGGUAAACAAUGAAACUACUACUAGUAUUGAUUUAGAAAAAUUUCAAGAAUUUGAAACUGAGGCGAAUAAUGUUUUAAACGGACAUAUGGGAUUGUUUGAUAAUACCGAUUCCGAGAACGAUUCACAAAAUGAGAAUUCAAAGGGAAGUCAAAACUGCACUGCGACAGAUCAACGAAUAGAUAAUCUCGAUCAAAUGGAAAUAUGCUUCAUAGAGGAAGAGAAGCCAAUAGGAAAUGGUGAUUCGAGUUCGUCAUCUCGACGCGAAAGCAUGGACGAAUUAUCUUUUGCUAUUGAAAGUGAUACUAGCCGGGAUAAGAUUGAAGAAAACGAGAAAAUCGUAGUUGAUAAAAGCGAACUUGACAAUGCCUGGCAUUUUACCGUUGAAAUAACAAAAGACUUUCCUGUCGAGGUAUUGUGCGAUAUUUAUGUACAACUAAGCAGAUGCAUUGGAAAAUAUGCUCAGAAAUACGAUAGAAAAUCACUGCCAAAGGACUUGCUCAAGGAAGUGGAAAAAUUUACAGAGUACAAGUCACAACGUCAGUAGAGUAUAGUGCACAGCGAUCACAGAUUUACAUUCCGCACUCGAAGUCACGAAUCCGAAUGAGACGGUUGUUCUGCGAUUACGUUCUUGGUGCUCGUCGGUAUGCCGUCGUUUUCACAAUACCAUCGCAUGAAAUCCGUAUUAUACGUAUAUAUAUAUAUAUGAUAUAAACAAUGUAUGCACUAUCGAAAAGCUAUCUUGUAAACACUGCCGAUUACGGACGAGUCACCAUACUACCAUCUGUGUUUCUCUUUUUCUUUCUAUCUCUUUCUUUCUUCGAAUAUAACGUCCCUUAAGACUACUCUCUACGAAGAAUGAUGAAGUAUUAACACGCUCGGGCUCGAGCUGUAGCAUAUCAAGUAUCUGGCAAUUUUUUCUACUGAACAAUGAAUGCACGCAGAGUAGAUGGUAGCCUUAAGAAUUUAGGCGCAUACACGAUGAAGUUGUAAAAGACGGACGAAAAGCGACGAGAUGCAUCCACUGCCUUAUUUAUUUUAUCAUAUAAGUAAUACAUUUUAUUGUCAUAUAUUAUAGUGAAAUAAAGAUUUCGUAAUGU